Molecule: messenger RNA, 1192 nt
Organism: Erpetoichthys calabaricus (reedfish)
Lineage: Eukaryota; Metazoa; Chordata; Cladistia; Polypteriformes; Polypteridae
Exons: 7
Coding region: 320-1192 (290 amino acids)
Source: RefSeq, a predicted model, not a curated record
ACAGGAUAUUAGUCGCUUGGUACAUUGUCAGGGAAGUCCACUCACUACAACACGCCCCCCUGUUCCCCGAUCGGCCGUCACAUUCCUCCUUCUAAUCCGAUCGACACCUGUGUGACUCAGCCCGCGCUCAGUAUCCAGGGUGCAGCAGUUUACUAACAAAGUACGAGAGGAACUGCGAUGCACCGCCUAGUCCUGCCUGCAAGUGUCGGCAUCUGCAGAAGCCACGAGGCUUCGCAUUGACAAACAGGAAGACUCGGAGACAACUCGCAGUCGCCUCUUCCAUGCCUCCUUGACUGGGAGGCUUCACGGAUUUGACAUAAUGUGGACCUACUAUUCGAAUGCGCGAGUCACCAAAAAGAAACGAAAAGAAUAUAAUGAAGUAGUGGUGUUCCCUCCCAUUCCCAAAGCUUCAUCAGUGAGCUCCAACAAUCAGGACAGAAUAUGUUACAGUAGUUGCUCAUCAUCCCAAAAGCUUCAAGACCUUUUCUUUUCACCACAAAUCACUGCACCUCAGAAGACGGCGUAUAAGUUAGUAGACACAAAGGGAACCACUGGUAAGAACGCAGAGUGGCAUUGGCACUUACCAUAUAAAAAAAUUAGCCGUAAAGCAGAGUCUCGUAUAAAAGAACAUCUAAAGAAUAAUCUAUACAACAGGCAUGGCAAGAGGCCUGAACUCUCUAAAGCAGAAGACAAUGAAGACAAUGAAGUAUCAGAAAAGGGAGAAGAACUACAGAGCCUUAAUAAAGAUCAGACUUUCUCACUACAGAGUCAGGAUUUAGCAGUUUAUUUGCAAAGAGGGAGCCACGUCAGUUUUCAAGAUGUCCCCCAUUCAGUGCCAUGGAGUGUCUCAUCACUUAUCCCUGAAAGCCAGCAAGAAGAAGAACAAGAGCAUGAUAAAACAGACCCUCUUCUUACUUCUAGAUGUGAGAUGACUGAGGGGGUACAAGAAGCAGAUCAUAAUUCAUCAUCUAUGGAAAGCUAUACAGCUGUGAAAGGGCCAGAGGACACAGGAAAAUUAAAGAAAUCAGAGUCUGCAGACAUAUGUGACCUGAGGAGCAGUGCAGCAUCCAUGGAGAUGGAGAAAAUUCAUGAAAUACUCACAAAAAAUGUUAAAGUCAGUCAUGUCGUCAAGAAGAAACGUUUAAUGAUUUACCUAAGUGGGGGUUACAAAGGUAGUCUGGUGAUCAUCUGA